AUGGCAGAGGAAACACCAAAAUUUGCCUUAGUUACUGGAGCAAACAGAGGGAUUGGAUUUGAGAUAUGCAGACAAUUAGUGAGCAAUGGUAUUAGUGUUGUUUUGACCUCUAGAGAUGAGAAAAGAGGACUUGAAGCUGUUGAGACACUGGAGAAAGAGACUGGAGUUUCUGAUCAAAGCCUUGUCUUUCAUCAGCUUGAUGUGUGUGAUCUUGAUAGUAUCACUUCUCUUGCUGAGUUUGUGAAAACCCAAUUUGGGAAACUCGAUAUCUUGAUCAAUAAUGCAGGGGUUAGUGGUAUAAUCACUGAUGCUGAUGCUUUAAGAGCUGGGCCAGGGAAAGAAGGUUUCAAGUGGGACGAAAUCAUCACAGAGACUUAUGAGCUAGCUGAAGAAUGCAUCAAGAUUAACUAUUAUGGACCAAAGAGGAUGUGUGAGGCAUUUAUUCCCCUUUUGCAAUUAUCUGAUUCUCCGAGAAUCGUCAAUGUAUCAUCCUCCAUGGGUCAACUAGAGAAUAUACUAAACGAAUGGGCAAAAGGAAUCCUCAGCGACGCGGAGAAGCUCACGGAGGAAAGAAUCGAUGAAGUGAUCAACCAACUUCUUAAAGAUUUGAAAGAGGAUCCGGUUAAGACGAAAAAUUGGGCUAAAGUUAUGUCCGCAUACGUGGUUUCGAAGGCCGGUUUGAACGGUUACACGAGGAUCUUGGCGAAGAAACAUCCCGAAUUUCGAGUAAACUCGGUUUGUCCUGGAUUUGUUAAAACGGAUAUGAAUUACAAGACUGGAGUUUUGUCUGUGGAAGAAGGAGCAUCAAGUCCUGUGAGAUUGGCUUUGCUUCCACAUCAAGAAACUCCUUCUGGUUGUUUCUUUGAUCGCAAGCAAAUUUCAGAGUUUUGA
This is a messenger RNA of Arabis nemorensis, 891 nucleotides long. The record is from the annotation of a GenBank genome assembly. NCBI's taxonomy places the organism in Eukaryota, Viridiplantae, Streptophyta, Magnoliopsida, Brassicales, Brassicaceae.